Molecule: messenger RNA, 1323 nt
Organism: Exaiptasia diaphana
Lineage: Eukaryota; Metazoa; Cnidaria; Anthozoa; Actiniaria; Aiptasiidae
Product: peroxiredoxin-4
Exons: 7
Coding region: 30-788 (252 amino acids)
Biological process (GO): hydrogen peroxide catabolic process; cellular response to stress; response to oxidative stress
Cellular component (GO): cytosol; endoplasmic reticulum
Molecular function (GO): thioredoxin peroxidase activity
Source: RefSeq, a predicted model, not a curated record
UACACCAUUGUUAAGAGCUGAUUUCCAAAAUGGCUUCCAUUCAGACAUUGUCGUGCAUUUUAACUCUUUUUCUUGCUUAUUCGCUUGCCAAUAAGGUAGAGGAUGAGGAAUCCUGCAGGACAUAUGCUGGUGGACAAGUUUAUCCUGAAAGAUCGAAAACACCGGAACAUGCAAUGCACUGGAGCAAAGCUAGAAUAUCUAAGCCAGCACCAGUUUGGGAAGGAAAUGCUGUUGUCAAUGGUGAAUUCAAAGAACUGAAGCUAUCUGACUUUCUAGGAAAAUAUCUUGUUUUCUUUUUUUAUCCUCUUGAUUUCACCUUUGUAUGUCCAACCGAAAUCAUUGCCUUCAGCGACCGUAUCGAAGAGUUCCGUGCUAUAAACACAGAAGUAGUUGCUUGUUCAGUUGAUUCAGUCUUCACACAUCUAGCAUGGAUAAACACACCUCGUAAAGAAGGAGGACUUGGCAAACUGAAGUAUCCUUUGUUGUCAGAUCUCAAUCAACAAAUCUCAAAGGAUUAUGGCGUCCUGUUAGAGAACGAAGGACACACGUUAAGAGGUCUGUUUAUCAUUGAUGAUAAAGGUAUUCUACGGCAGAUAACCAUGAAUGAUUUACCGGUUGGUCGAUCUGUAGAUGAAACCCUUCGCCUUGUCCAGGCAUUCCAAUACACAGACAAGCAUGGCGAAGUUUGUCCUGCUGGCUGGAAACCUGGAAAAGAUACCAUUAUACCAGACCCUAAAGAAAAGGUCAAGUACUUCAAGAAACAGCCAGAACAAAAAGGAGAAUUAUAAAUCACCAGGAAAAUAUUAUCAACUCACUUUCCUUCCACCAGUUUUCACAAGUCUCCAACAGUAUCAGUGAACAUGUUUGAUUUUGUAAUAAAGUAAAGAUAUUUUGUAGGAAUUUUACUGCUCAAAUAUUUAAUAAGGUUUUUGUUGGUUUUAACAAGAUUGUUUCAUCACCAAUAUUGUACUUUAUUUUAAAAAUCUUUCUUUACAAUAAAUUAUAAUAAAAUAACAUCAAAACUCGCAUAAAAAUGUAUCCCUUUUAUUUACAUGCACUUAUACCUACAAUAAUAGUUUUAUCUAUUCUGAUACACAAGAAUUCUUAGAGUAACCACAAAUAUACUACAAAUAAUGCCAAACAAUGUCCAAUGCAAAUAUUUCAAAGUAUUAACCAAUAAAUAGUGCUAAGGGUUGCAUACUGAAUGGUUUUGCAAUCUAAUGCACCUUUUAGAAGGUGUUUUUAUCUUUAGUUUCCCUUAUACCCCUUGACUUAUUUGUUUAUUCUUUAGAGUGCCUUCACUAUAGUAGCUGUAAAUAAAUA